Molecule: messenger RNA, 2679 nt
Organism: Arvicanthis niloticus (Nile rat)
Lineage: Eukaryota; Metazoa; Chordata; Mammalia; Rodentia; Muridae
Source: RefSeq, a predicted model, not a curated record
CGCCGACCCCGGGCGGCGACCACGGACCUGCAGCGCUGACUGCAGCUGCCCCUGGGCUGGACAACCCGGGACGCGCUGGCUGGAGCUCCACCUCUGCACCCCAGCUUCCCUUUGCCACAUCCACAAGCCUCCACGAAGCUGGGGGGUCCCUUCUCUCACCCAUCCAUCAGCAGGAUGUACCCCCAGGGAAGGCACCCGACCCCGCUGCAGUCUGGCCAGCCUUUCAAGUUCUCAGUCCUGGAGAUAUGUGACCGGAUCAAAGAGGAAUUCCAGUUUCUCCAAGCUCAAUACCACAGCCUCAAGCUAGAGUGUGAGAAGUUGGCCAGCGAGAAGACAGAAAUGCAAAGGCAUUAUGUGAUGUACUACGAGAUGUCCUACGGACUCAACAUUGAGAUGCAUAAACAGGCUGAGAUUGUGAAGCGCCUGAGUGCGAUCUGUGCCCAGAUGGUCCCAUUCCUUACUCAGGAGCACCAGCAGCAGGUGCUCCAGGCUGUGGACCGAGCCAAGCAGGUGACCGUGGGGGAACUGAACAGCCUCCUGGGGGUGAGUCGCCCCAGCCCAUCUUUGGUGAUGCCCUGGUCCCAGCCCAGGCACCCGGUGGGUGCUAACCUCCCUACACUCAGCAUUACCCUCUGUGUACCCUGUCCCUGCCGCCCGCCUCCCCCUGGCCACCCUCUUCCCAUUCAGCAGCAGAAUCAGCUCCAGCCGCUGUCCCACGCACCCCCUGUGCCUCUCACCCCGCGCCCAGCCGGCCUGGUGGGUGCCGGGGCCACUGGGCUGCUGGCCCUAUCUGGGGCGCUGGCUGCACAGGCCCAGCUGGUGGCGGCCGUCAAGGAAGAUCGCGUGGGUGUGGACACCGAGGGGUCCAGAGUGGACAGAGCUGCCAGCAGGAGUUCCUCCCCCUCGCCCCCUGAGAGUCUGGUUGAAGAGGAACAUCCCAGCAGCCGAGGCAGCAACGGAAAACAGCUGAGAGCUGAAGACAAGGACCUGCCAGGGCCUUAUGACAGCGAGGAAGACAAGAGUGACUAUAACCUGGUAGUGGAUGAGGACCAGCCAUCAGAGCCCCCGAGCCCUGUGACCACCCCGUGUGGGAAGGCAUCCGUCUGCAUUCCAGCCCGCAGGGACCUCACAGACAGUCCGACCUCCUUGGCCUCCAGUUUGGGCUCACCGCUCCACAGAAGCAAAGACCUCGCCCUGAAUGAUCUUCCCACAGGCACUACUACCUCCAGGUCAUGUGAUCCCUCUCCACCCCAGGACUCGUCCACCCCAGGGCCCAGCUCAGCCGGUCACCUCGGCCAGCUGCCAGCUCAGCCGGCACCACCCACAGACAGCAUUGCCCUGAGGAGUCCCCUGACCCUGUCCAGCCCUUUCAGCCUGGGCUCCCACGGCACUCUCAACGGGGACCUCUCCAUGCCUGGCUCCUAUGUCAGCCUCCACCUGUCCCCACAGGUCAGCAGCUCUGUCGUGUAUGGACGCUCACCUCUGAUGGCAUUUGAGUCGCACCCCCAUCUCCGAGGCUCGUCCAUCUCCUUGCCUGGCAUCCCUGGGGCUAAGCCGGCUUACUCCUUCCACGUGUCUGCGGAUGGCCAGAUGCAGCCGGUGCCCUUCCCUUCCGAUGCGCUGGUAGGCACGGGUAUCCCUCGCCACGCGAGGCAGCUGCACACGCUGGCCCAUGGUGAGGUGGUAUGUGCGGUCACCAUCAGCAGCUCCACACAGCACGUGUACACAGGCGGCAAAGGCUGCGUGAAGGUGUGGGACGUGGGCCAGCCCGGCAGUAAGACACCUGUAGCACAGCUGGAUUGCCUGAACCGGGACAAUUACAUCCGCUCCUGCAAGCUGCUGCCCGACGGGCAGAGCCUGAUUGUAGGUGGCGAGGCCAGUACCCUGUCCAUUUGGGACCUGGCAGCACCCACACCACGCAUCAAAGCAGAGCUGACCUCGUCCGCCCCAGCCUGCUAUGCGCUGGCAGUCAGCCCGGACGCCAAGGUCUGCUUCUCCUGCUGCAGCGAUGGCAACAUCGUGGUCUGGGACCUACAGAACCAGGCCAUGGUCAGACAGUUCCAGGGCCACACGGACGGGGCCAGCUGCAUAGACAUAUCAGAUUAUGGGACCCGGCUGUGGACUGGGGGCCUGGACAACACUGUGCGCUGCUGGGACCUGCGCGAGGGUCGCCAGCUUCAGCAGCACGACUUCAGUUCCCAGAUUUUCUCGCUGGGCCACUGUCCCAGUCAGGACUGGCUGGCCGUGGGGAUGGAGAGCAGCCACGUGGAGGUCCUGCAUGUGCGCAAGCCCGAGAAGUACCAGCUCCGCCUACAUGAGAGCUGUGUGCUGUCACUCAAGUUCGCUUCCUGUGGACGCUGGUUUGUGAGCACAGGCAAGGACAACCUGCUGAAUGCCUGGAGGACGCCCUACGGGGCCAGCAUUUUCCAGUCCAAAGAGUCUUCUUCCGUAUUGAGCUGCGACAUCUCCAGGAAUAAUAAAUACAUCGUGACAGGCUCAGGGGACAAGAAGGCCACUGUAUAUGAGGUGGUAUACUGAGCCAUCUGCUGCCUUUUCAGGUCACCUGCCUUGGAUGGCUGACCACUCGGGACAUGGGUCCCUCUGCUCUUAACCUGGCUUGCCCCCUUCCAGCUGGGUGGGGCUGGGGGCACUGGGGAAAUAUAAUAUUGAUCAACUUGC